AUGCUAUUGGACAGCUCUGCUGUCCGUAAACUCCUGGUAGAAGUAGUUGGGAUGGACGCGGAGUCUCUCAUCAUCUGGACCAAACCAUGAAGGUUUUGCCUGAUUCAACGGGUUUAAUUGAAAAUAAAGAGGAAUAAACAGCAGCGCUCACCAUGUACGGGUUUGUGAAUCACGCCCUGGAGCUUCUGGUUUUACGGAAUUACGGCCCAGAAGUGUGGGAAGACAUCAAGAGGGAGGCUCAGCUUGACAUUGAGGGUCAGUUCCUUGUAAGAAUCAUAUACGAAGAUGCUAAGACGUACGAUCUUGUUGCAGCUGCAAGCAAAGUUCUGAAGGUUGAUGCAGGAGAAAUCUUGCAGAUGUUUGGGAAGAUGUUUUUUGAAUUUUGCCAGGAGUCGGGCUAUGACACCAUACUGCGUGUGCUGGGCUCAAACGUUCGGGAGUUCCUGCAGAAUCUGGACGCCCUACACGACCACCUGGGUACCAUAUACCCCGGGAUGAGGGCCCCAUCGUUUCGCUGCACCGACGCAGAGAAGGGAAACAACUUGAUCCUUCACUACUACUCGGAGAGAGAAGGCUUGCAGGAUAUUGUGAUUGGCAUCAUUAAAACAGUCGCUCAACAAAUCCACGGCACAGAGAUAGAGAUGAAGGUGAUCCAACCGAAGAGCGAGGAGUGUGACCACAUCAAGUUUCUGAUUGAGGAGAAGGAAUCGGAGGAGGAGGCAUUCUAUGAAGAUCUCGACGGCUUUGAGGAGAAUGGCACACAGGAGACUCGGAUCAGUCCGUACACGUUCUGCAAGGCCUUCCCAUUUCACCUUAUGUUUGAUAAAGACCUGAUGCUCACACAGUGUGGGAAUGCCAUCUACAGGGUUCUGCCACAGCUCCAACCUGGUGCCUGUAUCCUCCCGUCUGUUUUUUCUUUGGUUCGUCCUCACAUCGACUUCAGUUUUCAUGGCAUCCUUUCUCACAUCAACACUGUCUUUGUUCUGCGGAGCAAGGAGGGCCUGCUUAAUGUGGAGACCGUGGAGAAUGAGGAUGAGCUGACAGGGGUGGAGAUCAGCUGUCUGAGACUGAAAGGGCAGAUGAUUUAUUUGCCAGAGGCAGAGAACAUCCUUUUCCUUUGCUCGCCCAGCGUUAUGAACCUGGAUGAUCUAACGAGGAGGGGGCUCUACCUCAGUGACAUCCCACUACACGAUGCCACGCGUGACCUGGUGCUGCUGGGUGAACAGUUUCGGGAGGAGUACAAGCUAACCCAGGAGCUGGAAAUUUUGACGGACCGUCUUCAGCACACACUACGGGCCCUGGAGGAUGAGAAGAAGAAGACAGACAGACUGCUCUAUUCUGUUCUGCCACCAUCUGUUGCCAACGAGCUGCGCCACAAGCGCCCCGUCCCGGCAAAGCGUUACGACAACGUCACCAUCCUGUUCAGCGGCAUCGUGGGAUUCAACGCUUUCUGCAGCAAGCACGCCUCAGCCGAGGGAGCCAUCAAGAUCGUCAACCUGCUCAAUGAUGUUUACACGCGCUUCGACAUCUUGACAGACUCUCGGAAGAACCCUUAUGUAUACAAGGUGGAAACAGUCGGUGAUAAGUACAUGACCGUGAGCGGUUUGCCAGAGCCUUGCACGCACCACGCCAAGUCCAUCUGUCACCUCGCCCUUGAUAUGAUGGAGAUUGCAGGACAAGUUAAAGUGGAUGACGAACCAGUACAGAUCACGAUUGGGAUCCACACCGGGGAGGUGGUGACAGGUGUGAUUGGCCAAAGGAUGCCCAGAUAUUGUCUUUUUGGAAAUACGGUCAACCUCACAAGUCGAACUGAGACGACGGGCGAAAAGGGAAAAAUUAACGUCUCAGAAUACACUUACAGGUGUCUGCAGUCUGCUGAGAACGCUGACCCUCAGUUUCAUCUGGAGUACCGCGGCCCCGUCACCAUGAAAGGAAAGAAGGAGCCGAUGAAGGUGUGGUUUCUUUCUAGGACGACCAACGACACGGAGUCUGCCGCAGUUAAACCAUAAACAUAAAAACACCGAGUGUUGUUCAAUGGGGACCUCAGCUCAUUAAGGUCUGUUGCAAAAGAGUGAAGGGAACCGUUAAAUUAAUAUAGAUUCAGAACAUAGAUAUUUUUAAUAUGCUACAGUAUUUAAACUUGUAUUCUCACCCUCCUUUUUUUUUCCUCACACAUCACAACCACACUGUAGUUUUUAGAAUUGUGCAGUAUUUAUAAAUCAUAUAGCUUGGUAAAUUCAUUGCAUUUUUUCAUUUUUUAUUUUUUUACAAUAAAGUAUUGCAUACAAAAGCUAGGUAACCGAUAAGCUAGACAUUGAAAAUCAGCAACACCAGUUUAGUGUUGGUGGUGUGCUCAUAUCACUUGAAAUUGCCACAAAAAAUAUACAGUUUACAUUCAGAAAAAGCUCAUUUGCCUUAAAAUGAUUGAUUAUUGUUGCACAUUUAGCAGCAAAAACAGUAAUAAAAAUUUAUUUAGAUGUUGGAGGUUCUGUGUUCUGUGUCCGCCUUUUGAUGGAAAACUGACGGUAAAAUGACGAUAAAAGAUAAAAAAAACUAACACUUUUAAAGUCACAGAUAAUAAAAAGUGUCGUAUUUUUAUGUAUUUUAACAGAAGUAUUUAAAUAGCUUCUUCAAUAAACAUGAACACUGGUUUUAUUUAUUUAUUCCACCUGCCUCGUUAUUCCUUUAUGUUUGUUGCUGUAUAAUAAUACAGAUAAACAGAAUUUCUAGCUCUGCAUCAUCCUAUAGAGAUUGUCUUAUCCUAUGUUUAUUGUUUGUUUUAUUUAACUUGUAUUUAUUCAUUUAGGCAAAAAAACUAACAUGAGAUGUGAUCGCCUGUGAAAACAAAAAAUAAAUACAUUUUACUUUGACUGAA
Girardinichthys multiradiatus is the source of this 2875-nucleotide messenger RNA. It is a transcript of the gene gucy1b1, whose product is annotated as guanylate cyclase 1 soluble subunit beta 1. Gene Ontology annotation, cellular component: guanylate cyclase complex, soluble. The record is from RefSeq and is a predicted model, not a curated record. Bases 153 to 2009 code for a protein of 618 amino acids. Gene Ontology annotation, molecular function: heme binding; guanylate cyclase activity. Gene Ontology annotation, biological process: cGMP biosynthetic process; response to oxygen levels. Lineage: Eukaryota; Metazoa; Chordata; Actinopteri; Cyprinodontiformes; Goodeidae. The transcript has 13 exons.